AUGCGCGACAACAGCGAGAUGCCGACGGGUCUGCGAUCAGAUUGCUUCCUCUAUGGGGAUGAGAAGUCUUUGCAAUCGCGCGACGAGGCCAGAUCGUACGUCUGGUUGGCCGAGCCGGAGGAGACGGCGGAGCCACUCAAGGUGCAUAUCAAGCACAUCGCACCGAGGCUCUUUGUGCGCCUCACACAGCGCGAUCUUUCAGGCGAGGCAAAACGGCGACCAUAUCGCCAUGCCUCGGAGCUGGGGUUGUUGCGUCAGGCGGCGCGUCACUCGCGAAAUGCAGAGGGAGAGCCGGAUGGGAUUUGGCCGCCUCUGGCUCGAUAUAUGUGA
Molecule: messenger RNA, 330 nt
Organism: Aspergillus lentulus
Lineage: Eukaryota; Fungi; Ascomycota; Eurotiomycetes; Eurotiales; Aspergillaceae
Source: RefSeq, a predicted model, not a curated record